This is a messenger RNA of Somion occarium, 2612 nucleotides long. The record is from the annotation of a GenBank genome assembly. NCBI's taxonomy places the organism in Eukaryota, Fungi, Basidiomycota, Agaricomycetes, Polyporales, Cerrenaceae.
UUUGACUGCUGUUGUUCGCGACGACGAGUCCCCGCAUUCUCUUUGGUUUUUAGAUGUAAUAUCUCGUCUCUUGGCACUGAACGACUUUUACUUUUUGAGACGCUCACUUACACUUCAAGCAUUCAACGGAGACCUUUCUAAAUCUUGUGAAACUUCCGUCUAGACAGACUUCCAGUACAGUAUUCGGAAUCUGUUACUGGAAAGGCGAGGCUUCGAUUCUGCUUCCUGAUGUAGCAUGAUGCCUUACAUGUAGGCUCGGAAGCUCCCUUGCUUUCUUGAAGUCUUGCGAGGACAACUGUACCGUCGACAGUGGUUAGUUUGUCUCUGCCGACGUCGCGUGACAGAGCCCGGGAUUCAUAACGUUGCCAUUUGGACGAAUAGACUCACUUCACAGACGGCUAGAUCUGGAAUAAGUGGGAUGCAGACGAUGGCCUGUAUCGCUCAUGCGCCCAAUAUGGCAUGCUUCUCUUGACAUGUUUGCUUCUUUCAGCCUCCUUGCCUGUCCAGCCUUUGGUACAUAUAAACAUCUCUCAGAUGUCGCACCUCCUCUCUUCCUCCCUCCGCGACCGACUGCAUAGCUAUGUCACAACAGAUCAACGACCGUGUUUCUCGUGUUGCGUGCGUCGAUACCAACCAGCCUGAAGACGAUGUUCGCCGUUCGCUAUCCUCGUGUGGUGAAAUAUGCAGAAUCUAUCCUUGGCACCCUAAGGAAGAUAUCACCCACUUCUUUGUUGAGUUUGACCACCCUUCCAGCGUUGAACGCGCUCGAUCGUACCAGUCUUCCACACUCAAAGUAUAUGCUCUUGCCGACUGUCCGAAGAUAAUCAGCCGUUUCUCCUCCCUUGCUGCCCCAGUUCCCUCAAUUAAGCAAGAAUCUCAAGACAUUCCUUCCCUCAUAUUACAGAAUAGGCCCAAGAAGCGCCGUUCACAACGUCCAGCACGUGGAGAAUCAGUACGCAGGAAUCCAUACGAUGAUCGCGGGCGGCCGAAACGAGGUUCUUAUGAGACCAACAGGCAGGAGGGAAGCUCCAUCGCGUCUUCGUCUCGCACGUACUCUCGGAGUCCUCGCAGAAAUCGGGUAUCGUCUGAGUAUAUGCGCGACUGUGGGAAGGAAAACGGCCAGAGCAAGAUUUCUUCACCAUCUGCAUCCGUGUCUACCUCCAUGGCCGACGCUGGUCGCUUCAUGGAUGUCGACGUGCAAGAUAUUAACGGUGAUUUUUUCAGUUCCAAUGCCUACUUUCCUUCUACCAUGCCAUUCCCCCUCUCUUUCGCGAUGCCUGGUGUAAUGCCGCACAGUCUUCCGUCACUCUCCUUUGCCUCAACAAAUUCGGUUGGUUCUCUUCCGACGCCAGCCCCAUCAACACCAGCCCCCACGCUUUCGCCGUCCAUCAUCUUGUCGUACGAAGGCGGCAGCUUCACUUGCGACCUCGAUGCUCUCUCGGAGGAUCCUGAGGGCGUGAUAGGCGUUUUGAGACAGACCGCAGCUAACGCAUUGGAGAGGGAUAAAUGGAUGAUCGUCGCUGGGCACUAUCGGGGGAAGGGAAACAUCUUGGCUGCGUUGGCCGUGAUCACUGUUAUGAUUGAAGUAAUGACGUCCCCUGUCGUGGGGAUCCCAGAGCGUGAACUCAAGCCUGCGUUCCUUAUGCUCUCGAGUUGCCAUACCGAUCUCGCCAAGCGAGCUCGUAUCGCAUCGGGUCCUGAAGAUGACGGAAGGCGCGAACACCUUCGCAAAGCUCAAGAGUGUUUACAGAAGGUGUAUGGCAAGAACGUUCCCAGUUCUGACGAUAAACCGCUUGCUGCUCCUCAAGCCAGUCGAGGCUACCUCAUCAAUGCUGGCAACCUUCAGAGUAAUGAUCCUUUCGCGACAGUGCAAGAUGAUAGAACACCUACGAAGUCCGGUGGCAGAACCAUCAACGAUCUGGAACGAGAGAAUCAGUCCUUACGUGAUCGUCAUCGCAACCUAGGCAAGAGCCUGUCACAAGCAAACGUUGCGAAGCGCAAGGCGGAGAACGACCUGGAUGAUGAGCGGCAUCUUCGACGUAAAGCCGAACGCGACUUAGCUGGCGUUCAGCAAGAGCUAUCAUCAGCCCGUCGGUCUGAGCGUUUCGCUCUGGAGCAGUGCCGACGUGAAGUUGAGAAUCGACGCAAGGCUGAAGAGAGAGCGGCCAAGUUGAAAGACGAGUUGGUCAAGGUGAAACACGAUUUGGAGAUUUCAGGUGAGGGCAUAGCGGAGAAGGAAAGGCGGGCGAGGGAGUGUUUCGGACGACUUGGUAUGAUAUUCUUGAAGGCUGCCAAGGGCGAGACUGCAGGAUUGGAGGAGAUCCCUGGUACUCUGGCAGCUGGGAGUGGAAGUGGACUGUCGACUUUAGAUGGGUUCAAGGCAGAACGCCUUAGCGUAAGCGUGAUCAGUCAAGGAUAGGCUUGCUUUUCAUUCACUACAUUCUGAAUACACUGUAUCUGUUAUCUGCAUUUUCGGAGUUUACAUUCGCAUAUAUUUGAUGCCUUUGCCUGCAGUCAUCGUUGUGUCACGACCUUUUGUUCGCGCUGUGUCCUGUGAUAUAAUUGUACCAAGUAGUUGUACAUCUGCCCCUUCAAUGACCCCCUUGUACUUC